Molecule: messenger RNA, 993 nt
Organism: Mollisia scopiformis
Lineage: Eukaryota; Fungi; Ascomycota; Leotiomycetes; Helotiales; Mollisiaceae
Product: 2-nitropropane dioxygenase-like protein
Exons: 3
Coding region: 1-993 (330 amino acids)
Molecular function (GO): nitronate monooxygenase activity
Source: RefSeq, a predicted model, not a curated record
AUGCCUUUCAACACAAAAUUAACCAGAGCGUUAGGAAUCAAAAUUCCCAUCGUCCAAGGUGGCAUGCAAUGGGUAGGAUACGCCGAACUCGCCUCAGCAGUGAGCAACGCCGGCGGCCUGGGAAUCCUCACUGCCCUCACGCAACCCACGCCCGAGGACCUGCGAAAGGAGAUCCGGAAAUGCAAGACGAUGACCAAGAACCCAUUCGGCGUGAACAUCACGCUCCUGCCCUCGAUGAACGCCCCGGACUAUGGAGCAUACGCACAAGUCGCCAUCGAUGAGGGCAUCAAGGUCGUGGAGACGGCGGGGAAUAGUCCCGGUCCGGUCAUCAAGAAAUUGAAGGCGGCGGGGAUUAUUAUUUUGCAUAAAUGUACCACGAUUCGACAUGCUCAGAGUGCUAUCAAGCUUGGUGUGGAUUUCUUGAGUAUCGAUGGCUUUGAAUGCGCAGGACACGUUGGAGAGACGGAUAUCACGAACUUCAUUCUCCUCAGUCGAGCGAGACAAUCGCUUGAUGUGCCGUUCAUUGCUUCGGGCGGGUUUGCAGAUGGUCAGGGGCUGGCUGCUGCUUUGAGUUUGGGUGCGGAGGGGAUCAAUAUGGGGACUCGGUUUAUGUGUACGGUUGAGGCGCCGAUUCAUGAGAAUAUCAAGAAGCAGAUUGUCGAGGCGCAGGAAACGGAUACGGAGCUUGUGCUAAGGAGGUGGAAGAAUACGAGCCGGUUGUAUAAGAAUAAGGUUACUGAGGCUGCGACGAAGAUUGAGAGGGAGAGUACAACGGGGAAGUUUGAGGAAGUUGCGCCGUAUGUGAGUGGGAAGAGGGGACGGGAAGUUUUUAUUAAUGGGGAUCCUGAUUAUGGAGUCUGGACUGCUGGUCAAGUCAUUGGACUUAUUCAUGAUAUCCCAACGUGUGAUGAGCUCGUCAAGAGAAUUGAGCGAGAGGCAGAAGAGACUUUGAGUAAAGCAUCAGCGCUCAUUGUUCCUGCUAGUAAGCUCUAG